This is a messenger RNA of Zasmidium cellare ATCC 36951, 1884 nucleotides long. RefSeq lists its product as uncharacterized. The transcript has 3 exons. The record is from RefSeq and is a predicted model, not a curated record. Lineage: Eukaryota; Fungi; Ascomycota; Dothideomycetes; Mycosphaerellales; Mycosphaerellaceae. The coding region runs from base 1 to 1884 and encodes 627 amino acids.
AUGGCCUGGCCAGGACGAUCGCUCGAAUCUGUUCUGAAGCGCUGGGUGGAGACACAUCCAGUCUCUCGAACGCCUCAUCACAGCUACCAGUACAAACCUCUCCGGGGCGAUGGCAAGGAAACCGUACGGCUCAUGAUCCUCUUCCCAGCUGCUACUCCAAGUGACCCUCUGGUAUGCUGCCUCAUUGAACGCGCCUUCACUGGCUUCAGUCAUGAGGCUCUCUCAUACGCCUGGGGUGAUAUGACAGAGAACAGGCCAAUCUAUUGCGCAGUCCCUGGCAAGGAUGAGUACGGGAGACUGGACAUCACUCGUAGCCUUGACGAGGCGCUGCGAGCUCUUCGCAAGAGACAUGGUGUCAGAAGUAUUUGGGUAGACGCAGUGUGUAUUGACCAGCAGGAUUCCCAUGAGAAACUACAGCAAAUCUCUCUCAUGGCGGACAUUUUCUCCAGAGCUUCGCAGACGCUCAUAUGGCUGGGUGACAGCGAUGGGAAUACUGCUCGGCUGUUUAAAACUUAUCAGAGGCAUCAUCUUUUGAAGAAGCUUUCCCCGGAGGCUGCCAAGAACUAUAUAAACAAGUAUGGGGACGACUCCAUAGAGAAGAACGAGCGUAUUGUUCGAGCGGACCAUGCCCUUCGAUCUCGUCCUUGGUUUUACCGGCUCUGGACACUGCAGGAGUUGCUUUUGAGCUCUGAUCCUUUGGUUGUUUGUGGAACAUACUCCAUCCGAUGGACAUGCAUCGCCGAAACCGAUUCUCUGAACGAGUUUCGCGGAGAACUACCGAAACGCAGCAAUUGCACGACGUCUUUUGCAACUCUCAAAGCCUUGCCUCGCGACUACGCUUCUUAUGCCGGCCACUAUGGCGAUCUCGUUGCCAACGUGAAGCAGCUUCAUACGUCGGAGCCGCGAGACAAGGUGAUUGGCAACAAGUCCAUUCUAUCUGACGCCGGCCUAUGUCUUCCACCUUUGGAUUAUUCGACGAGUGUGGCAAACGUAUUCGUAGCUGCGACUCGAAUGUGGCUACGUCACACCAAGUCACUUGGGCUGGUGUAUCUCGCUGUAACUGGGCGAUCAACCCGUGGUCUACCUUCUUGGGCGAUCGAUUGGAACCACACUUCUAUCAAAGACCGCGAUAUCUUCAUGUACUGGAUCAACGUACGACGAGAUGAUCAGCCACAGAUCAUGUCAGACGGCACCACUCGCUCUGGUACCGAGCAAGAUGAGCAGUCCCGAAGCGCCUUCGACUUCCAUCUUGGAGUUCGCGGAAUCAUUGUCGACAAAGUAUCUAGCUUCAUUGCUGGGGCAUCCGACUCAACCGAUCGUACGCAUAUGGUUUACGCAAUGAUCACCUGGCUGAAGUUCAUGUUUGAGGCCCAGUCUCACGCCGAUAUGCCUUCAGCCGUAGAACAAGCCGUCGCUCUGAUACCAAUCGAGUGUGAGGACUUCGACGUGCCAACUCACAUCGCAGUAGGCGUCAUCAACCACAAAGCAAUGCUCAUAGAUCCCACCUUGGCCUCGAUACCCUACGACGAACCUAAACACUCUACGAUAAAGUAUAACGACUUCUUCAUCCCAGACGACGCUUUGGAAGUACCGAUCCGUAAGCCACGCGAUGUCAUGGGGCCAAUGUAUCGACUGGAGCUCAAAAUGAAGAAUGAGACACUCUUGAUGACUGAAGCUGGCCGUUUGGGAUUUUGUUUCUGUGAGAACAUGGAGAAGGGCGAUGUUGUCGCCAUCCUUGUUGGCGCCGAGUAUCCUGUGAUCUUGAGAGAAGCUGGGUUGCCUGGACAGUACCUAUUCGUUGGUCCGGCGACAGUGUAUGAAAUGAUGGAAGGAGAGUUGUGGCCUGAAAACCUGAACGACCUGACGGAUUUUACCCUUGUAUGA